Molecule: messenger RNA, 513 nt
Organism: Amorphotheca resinae ATCC 22711
Lineage: Eukaryota; Fungi; Ascomycota; Leotiomycetes; Helotiales; Amorphothecaceae
Exons: 2
Coding region: 1-513 (170 amino acids)
Source: RefSeq, a predicted model, not a curated record
AUGGCCGAAACUCACCACCAUCAUGAAGCUCCCACGUCUCCCCCACCAGACCAAUGGAAACACACCGGCGUGCGCGUCAUCCCCUCCGACUCCCUCGACACCAACACCGCGCAAACACCCGGCAUGACGCGCGCCGCCGCGAUCAACACCGCACGAGUAGGGGCUCAAAAGCUCUGGGCCGGGACCGUAACCAUCGACGCCGGCGCCAAAACCGGCGCCCAUCACCACGGGCACCUGGAAUCCGUGAUCUACGUACUCAGCGGCCGAGCGCGGAUGCGCUGGGGUGAGAAUCUGGAGUUUGUGGCCGAGGCAGGGCCGGGCGAUUUCAUCUUCGUCCCGCCGUAUGUGCCGCACCAGGAGAUCAAUGCCAUGGAGAAGGAGGAGUUGAGGUGUGUCUUGAUGAGGAGUGAUGGGGAGGCGGUCGCGGUCAAUCUGCCGGAUUUGGAACCGGUCGAGAGACCGGAGGGCGUGAGGUGGGUGGAUCCGACGCAUCAGGGGUUGCCUGGGGCGUGA